AUGUACUCGAGUCGUCCGCAGCCGCUUUUCCAGAGGAAGACUUGCAGACGCUUUCCCAGUGAGGUUCCUUGCUGCGUGCCUCUGCGUGUAGCAAUUGGAAUUCCACUGUCUACCAGAAGGCGUCACCAGUUCAAGUCCUCGGCUGCCAACUAUGUCACUUCUAAUGGCUUCGGGGAGUUACUGCGUAGAGAGCUUAAAGGAACACGAACAGCGAAAAGAAUUUUCUCACGUCAUGAGCAACUUGAGGACCAUAAAAUCUACCCAGGUUAA
Messenger RNA from Enterobius vermicularis (human pinworm), 270 nucleotides. NCBI's taxonomy places the organism in Eukaryota, Metazoa, Nematoda, Chromadorea, Rhabditida, Oxyuridae. The record is from the annotation of a GenBank genome assembly.